CGCUGAGCUUAUCUUAUCUAUCGAGUACCCACGAACCUUUCCAAACUUUUGGUGCAUCCAAGAAGACGAGGAACUUUCAGCCGCAUUCAUGUUCGCCUCUUUAAAGGCAAGCACUUCACUUACAUUUCUCUUCAGACCUAACGCCUUCCCACAAUCCCGGAGCCACCAUGGCUCCUAGGUGCUCAGGUGGUCAUUCCCUAUUUCUACCAUUCCUUUAUCCUCCCUUCUUCCUCGCCAGGACCCAUGUCCUCCUCCCUCAAGCCGCAGCCGAAUCCGUCCUCAGAACCCCUUCGCGCCGUCACAGCUCGACUCAUGUCGCUCAGGAACCGAUAUCAACUCGCCUUAAUCCCGGCCCCGACGACUAUGCGGCUCCCAGCUUUGCCGACAAGGCCCAGCUGACCUUAUAUGCCGGCGGCGGCGGGAACGGCUGCAUCUCCUUCCUGCGAGACCUCUUCCUACCCGAAGGCCCUCCGAACGGCGGCGACGGUGGCCAUGGUGGGAACAUCUACAUCCAAGCCGUACACGGCGAGACGUCGCUCCACAAGCUCGCCCGUCGACGCUUCGUCAGGGCUGACAGGGGGAAAAACGGCCAGGGCAGUGCCAAGUCCGGUCAACGCGGCGAGGACGUCAUCAUCACCGUCCCCGUCGGUACCGUGCUUCGCGAGCUGAGCCGGGUGGACCCCGUCGCCGAGAAUGCCAUGCGCCAGCGCGCCGCCUGGUUCGAGAAAAAAAUGUGGAAGGCCAGGAAGCGAGAGCGCGAUGCCGAGGCGGCUCGCAGGGAACUCGAAAACCCCGAUGCCGAAGAUGACGACCACAUCACGCCCGAGACCAUACGCCAGCUCAAAGAAGCAGAGGAGGAGGAUGACCCGGAGCCCGAUGACCCCAACCGCGACAAGUGGCUCGUCUACCCGGGAGCCUCCAAAACCGAAGUCAGGAACAUCUCGUUCCCCCGCCUGCGCCGCCGCGAACGUCUCUUCCGCCAACCUCCCGCGCCUUUACACCUCGACCUCUCCCGCCCGACCCCGACGCCCAUCCUCCUCGCCGCGGGGGGCAUCGGCGGUCUCGGCAACCCGCACUUCGUCUCUCGCGAGCACCCGCGUCCCAUCUUCGCCACCAAGGGCGAACGCGCCGUGUCUCUCGAGAUCGAGCUCGAGCUCAAGCUCCUCGCCGACGUCGGCCUCGUCGGCCUCCCCAACGCCGGCAAGAGCACCCUCCUCCGCGCCCUGACCAACUCCCGGGCCCGCGUCGGCUCCUGGGCCUUCACCACCCUGCAACCCAACAUCGGCACCGUCGUCCUCGACUCCUACAAGGGCCGCCCCGUCGUCCGCUCCUACAGGCGCUACCCCUCCGCCGUCUCGUCCUCCUCCUCGGAGGUCCAGGACGACCAGACCCCCGAGCACCGCACCCGCUUCACCGUCGCCGACAUCCCCGGUCUCAUCGAGGGCGCCCACCUCGACAAGGGCCUGGGCAUCGCCUUCCUCCGUCACGUCGAGCGCGCCGGCGUCCUGGCUUUCGUCAUCGACCUCUCCGCCGGUGACGCCGUCGCCGCCCUCAAGGCCCUCUGGCGCGAGGUCGGCCUCUACGCCCAGAUGCGCGAAGACGAGGACCGCGUCCGCGCCGCCGAGGCCAGCAUCGACUGGGACCUGGAUACCAGUGGUGACCGCGACAACAACGCCCAUGCCGAUUUGGCCCGUGAUGACGGCCCUGACAUGCUCGUUUACGGCGCCCCUCCUGCCCCCGAGCGCGUCUCGGGCCUCCACAUCGCCGGAAAACCGUGGUUCGUCGUCGCCACCAAGGGCGACCUCCCCGAUACCCAGGAGAACUUCCGCGCCCUGCAGGCCUACCUGGAAGACGUUGGUAAGGGUGCCGAGCCGCACCCGAGCGGCAUCGAGGACGCGUGGAUCAAGCGUUGCACCGCCAUUCCCGUGAGUGCCAUCAACGGCCAUGGCGUCGACCGCAUCGUCCACUGGACUGUUGGAUUAUUGGACGACUAGGCGCCGUUGUCUGAACUCCGGACCUUUUGAUCUGUAAAUCACACCUGUAUUUAUACGAUGCCUUGUAUAUUUUACCCACAUUUUCGUUCCAGUAUAGAAAAGCAGUA
This is a messenger RNA of Sodiomyces alkalinus F11, 2101 nucleotides long. RefSeq names its product GTP-binding protein. The record is from RefSeq and is a predicted model, not a curated record. Gene Ontology annotation, cellular component: mitochondrion. Gene Ontology annotation, molecular function: GTP binding; GTPase activity. NCBI's taxonomy places the organism in Eukaryota, Fungi, Ascomycota, Sordariomycetes, Glomerellales, Plectosphaerellaceae. The coding region runs from base 168 to 1994 and encodes 608 amino acids. The transcript has a single exon.